AUGAGUGAGCAGCGAGUGGUGGUGGACCUGCCCUCCGGCGCCGGCCCCAGCAUGCCCCUCCAGAGGUCUAGGGCAUCCUUCAGGGGGACGAGGUCACCAUCCUCGCUGGAGAGCCCCCCGGCCUCCAGAGCUGUUGCGGGCAGCCUUGUCCGCGCCCCUGGGGUCUAUGUAGGGAUGGCGCCCAGUGGGUACAUGGGUGGUCUGGGCGCUCGUGUGACCCGCCGGGCCCUGGGCAUCAGCAGCAUCUUCCUGCAGGGCCUGCGCAGCUCAGGCCUGGCCACAGUGCCGGCUCCAGGCCCAGAUACUGACCACGCCGCCAGCGAGGACCUGGGCGGCUGCCUGCUGGGAUACAUGGCCAAGGUUCACGCCCUCGAGCAGGUCAGCCAGGAGCUGGAGACACAGCUGCGGGUGCUCCUGGACAGCAAGGCCAAGCGCUCCGAAGACUGGGGCGCCCUCCGGGCCUCCUGGGCCAGCAGCUGCCAGCAGGUGGGCGAGGCUGUCUUGGAAAAUGCUCAGCUCAUGCUGCAGACAGAGACCAUCCAGGCGGGAGCAGAUGACUUUAAAGAAAGAUAUGAAAAUGAGCAGCCAUUCCGAAAGGCAGUGGAAGAGGAAAUCAACUCUCUGUAUAAAGUCAUUGAUGAGGCUAACUUGGCAAAAACGGAUCUGGAGGGUCAAAUAGAAAGUCUGAAAGAAGAACUUGGCUUUCUGUCAAGGAACUAUGAGGAGGAUGUGAAGGUGUUGUACAAACAGCUGGGAGGAUCUGAGCUGGAAGAAAUGGAUGUUCUUGUCAGCACUGGUCUGGAUGACAUCCUUGAGAUGAUCAGAAUUCACUGGGAGAGAGACGUAGAAAAGAACCGGGCAGAGACUGGAGCCUUGCUGCAAGCCAAGCAAGACUCCGAGGUGGCCUGCGUGUCCCAGACCCAGGAAGAGAAGCUGGCUGCGGCCCUCAGAAUAGAGCUACACAACACUUCCUGCCAAGUCCAGAGCCUCCAGGCCGAGACGGAGUCCCUGCGGGCACUGAAACGGGGCCUGGAGAACACGCUGCAGGACGCCAAGCACUGGCACGACAUGGAGCUGCAGAACCUGGGCGCCGUGGUGGGCCGGCUGGAGGCGGAGCUCGGCGAGGUGCGGGCGGAGGCCGAGGAGCAGCAUCGCGAGCGCACGCACCUCCUGGCGCGCGGCACCCAGCUGCAGAAGGACGUGGAGUCCUACCUGAUGCUGCUGGACCAGGCGGAGAGCGGGUAG
Molecule: messenger RNA, 1245 nt
Organism: Chinchilla lanigera (long-tailed chinchilla)
Lineage: Eukaryota; Metazoa; Chordata; Mammalia; Rodentia; Chinchillidae
Gene: Bfsp2
Product: beaded filament structural protein 2, phakinin
Exons: 6
Coding region: 1-1245 (414 amino acids)
Biological process (GO): intermediate filament organization
Cellular component (GO): intermediate filament
Molecular function (GO): structural molecule activity
Source: RefSeq, a predicted model, not a curated record